This is a messenger RNA of Penicillium salamii, 1872 nucleotides long. The record is from the annotation of a GenBank genome assembly. Lineage: Eukaryota; Fungi; Ascomycota; Eurotiomycetes; Eurotiales; Aspergillaceae.
AUGUUUCAGGAUGCAAGCAGUCUAUGUACAAACAAAGAGUCGGAAGCUCUUUCAGUAGACGACUCACCUUCCAUACUUAAUAUUGAGUCGCCACUGCCGUCCUUGCAGAUCCGCACCGAUCUUCCCAGUAUACGUCCGUCCAGUUCGCGAGACUCCGACCCUUCGUAUGCCUCACUCUCCGGCAGUUAUCCUCAUCGUACCCCGAGUUUGCGUGGCCUCGUUGCGCCUCUCUCCAGUGCGGGCUCUCUGUCUCCCGCCUCGAUUAUGUCCUCGCCCCAAUUGAUUGCGAUGGGCGAUAUCACACCUCUACCAUCCCCAAUCGGAGGCGCCUCACCCUGGCGAAGAUCCGAUCUUCCGUCAUUAUCGCGCUCGUCUUCAAUAGCCUCGCGGAGUGGAUCCAGCCUGCGUCUGAGUGAUUCGUCACAAAUGCUUGGCCCGCCCGUCAUGUCCCGCCCGCGCAGCAAACCAUACCCGGGCCUCGAUGCCGAGGACUCACCCGUGGCCAACCGCUACCGUCGGGAGUCACCGAACAAGUCCUCCCACUCGCGCAAUCGCAGUCUGAGUGAUUACGCACCCCCCGGUCGGGUCACAGUGCCACCCCGACCAAUUGCGGUAUCUGGGAACCCAGGGCUUGGCAUCGGUUCCUCAUCGAGCACAGACUCCAAGUCCAACGGACUUCAUCGGGAGCAAUAUCUGGCCGUCCACCGAGGCAUCACAUUGCCGACCGUUCGUCCCCCGAGCCCACCGCGCAGCAGUGGCAGCGGAUACAGUGACAGCGAACCGGUUAUUCAUCACCCACCGCCCCUGUCCGCCCCCCAAGAGGUCUACUCGGUCCGCUCGGUGCGCACGCAACAGGCCCGUAUGUACCAGAAGAUCCGGGUCCUGGGACAGGGCACUUUCAGUCAAGUUAGUCUGGCAGCUCGUGUGGAAGCUGUACCGGAAAUUCCUCUAUCGCCGCAAUCGGACGGCGGAGCGGCAUUCCACGGGACCGUCAACACCCAGAAAUUGGUUGCAGUCAAGAUCAUCGAGCACGGUCCCGUGGGAGGUGCAGACGAAGGUCGCCUCGAAGUGUCCCUCAAGCGUGAAGUCGACAUCUUGAAGUCGGUCAACCACCCAUCGCUUGUCCAGUUGAAAGCAUUCGGGAGCGAUGAUAAGCGCGCAUUGCUGGUUCUGGAUUAUUGUCCCGGGGGAGAUUUGUUUGAAUUCGCGACUUCUGGGGCUCCCCCCAUGUCCCCUGGACUGAUCCGCCGUAUAUUCUCCGAACUCAUCAGCGCCGUGCGCUAUCUUCACUCUAAUUAUAUUGUCCAUCGGGACAUUAAGCUGGAAAAUGUUCUGCUUACCAUGCCCGCUCAUGUGAUGGAUGAUGUCAAAGACUGGAGCACCUAUGACCGUGCCGUGGUUACACUCAGUGAUCUUGGACUGUCCAGGCGUAUCCCAGAACCCCCAGAAAGCCCCCUUCUGCAAACCCGCUGCGGCAGUGAAGAUUACGCAGCCCCGGAGAUCCUGAUGGGACAAGCCUACGAUGGUCGGGCUACCGAUGCCUGGGCUCUCGGUGUCUUGCUCUAUGCCAUCAUGGAGAACCGCCUCCCCUUCGAUGUCCUUCCUGGUACUCGUGGGGAUCCCGCGAAGCUUCGUGCCCGCACUCCCCAUCGCAUCGCGCGUUGUGAAUGGUCCUGGUACCGAUACGCGGAUGAAGAUGAGGAGUGGGACUCCGAGAAGGGCAAGGGGCUGGACGGGGCUCGUGACUGUGUGGAGGGACUCCUCAAGCGUAACACGAGACGUAAGGGCCUGGAUGAGAUUGCCGCCAUGGAAUGGGUGCGUGAUGCCAUCAAUGUGCCUGAGCUGAAACGAGGCGACAAAGAAGUGCCAUAG